Messenger RNA from Lolium rigidum, 1080 nucleotides. RefSeq names its product BTB/POZ and MATH domain-containing protein 2-like. The record is from RefSeq and is a predicted model, not a curated record. The transcript has a single exon. Gene Ontology annotation, biological process: protein ubiquitination. Bases 1 to 1080 code for a protein of 359 amino acids. Lineage: Eukaryota; Viridiplantae; Streptophyta; Magnoliopsida; Poales; Poaceae. Gene Ontology annotation, molecular function: protein binding.
AUGUCCAAGUCCGGUCCAUCUUCCGAUGGGAAGAACAGCGGCGAUGCGCGGUCGAGCUCCUCGUCGGCCAUCGUCGCCAAGACCGUAGUCGGGUCGCAUGACCUCAAGAUAAAAGGAUACUGCCUAACUAAGAGGCUCGGCAACGGAAAAUUCAUCACAUCUGAAACCUUCGCCGUGGGAGGCCAUCGCUGGUAUCUGAGAUACUACCCCAACGGAUGGCGCUCGUCCGACAUCGGCUGGGUAAGCUUUAUCCUGUUUCUCGACGACAAUGACGCCAGCGGAGUCACCGCAGAAUACAAGGUUACUCUGCUCGAUCAGCACGGGAACCCAGUGCCUUUGUACAUGAAAGGCACGCGUAAGACCUUCUCCAGCAAAAAAGCACCUGAAAAUUCCCAUGCAAUCAUCUCACACAGGGAGUUGGAGAGAUCGGUUUACCUCAAGGAUGAUGUCUUCAGUAUCAGGUGUGAUCUCACCCUGCUAAGCAUCUUAGCUGAGGUCGCCCCGCCGCUCGACGUGCCGGUGCCACCGUCCGACCUGCAGCUGCAUUUCAGCCAGCUCCUCUCCGGCGGGGAGGGGACGGACGUGACGCUGGAGGUCGGCACCGAGACCUUUGCUGCGCACAGGUGCGUGCUCGCUGCUCGGUCGUCAGUCUUCAGGGCGGUGUUCCUCGGCUCGAUGAAGGAGAAGGCGGACGCUCGUGUUCGCAUCGAGGAUACGGAAGCUAAUGUCUUCAAGGCCAUGCUCCACUUCAUCUACACAGACUCGCUGCCACUUGUAGAGGAGAGCGACGCAGUUGUCAUGGCUCAGCAUUUGCUUGUAGUGGCGGAUAGGUAUAACCUCGAGAGGCUAAAGUGUAUCUGUGAUGCCACACUGCGCCGCUACAUGGACACUACCACCACAGCGACUACACUGGCGCUAGCCGAGCAGCAUGGUUGCCACGGACUCAAGGAUGCAUGCCUCAAGUUCCUCGCUUCUCCAGGCAACUUCAAGGAAGUCAUGGCGAGCGACGGCUUUGUGCAUCUCAUGAAAAGCUGCCCUUCUUUACACAAGGAGCUGGCUGCAAAUCUCCCCUCCUCCUAG